Molecule: messenger RNA, 2073 nt
Organism: Durio zibethinus
Lineage: Eukaryota; Viridiplantae; Streptophyta; Magnoliopsida; Malvales; Malvaceae
Product: small ribosomal subunit protein mL103 (rPPR7)-like
Biological process (GO): RNA processing; mitochondrion organization
Cellular component (GO): mitochondrion
Molecular function (GO): mRNA binding; protein binding
Source: RefSeq, a predicted model, not a curated record
GGAACCAUCUUAAGAUUUUGAGAAGAAAAUUAUUUCUUUAUAUAUUUAUUAUGAAAUUUAAAAAUGAAUUAAUUCACUUUACAAAUAUAAUAAUUAAUUCUUUUUGUAAGCAUACAAUUGAUAUAAAGGGUUAAAAAUAUUUUUUUAUACAUAGUAAUAAAUUAAAAUAUUUUUGUGAAAAAAACACUCAACCAAUAUAUAACACGUGUUAACCCCAAUUGGCCAAUUCCUCUAAAACCCUUUUAAUUCUCACUUGACCAUUUACUCCAGCUGCCCUCGUUUCCUAGCCCACCCUAAAACCCUAACGAAACCCCCGAAGCUUCCCUCCAAGAAGAUGUCAUCUUCUAUUCCUCUCCGUCUCCGCCACCUACGCCACCUUUCGACCGCUGCCACCGCAACUACUUCUUCUUCUUCAUCCUCCAUUUCGAUUUCCAAAGCCAAAAGCAAACUCCGCACUGAAUACGACCCUGACAAAGCCCUGGAAAUCUACUCUUCGGUCUCCAAACACUACUCUUCCCCUUCAUCUUCCCGCUACGCUCAAGACCUCACUGUCCGCCGCCUCGCCAAGUCCCGCCGUUUCUCCGACAUCGAAUCCUUAGUCGAGUCCCAUAAAACCGACCCCAAGAUUUCUGAGGAACCCUUCCUCUCUACUCUCAUCAGAUCCUAUGGUAUCGCUGGCAUGCUAGAUCAUGCCAUUAAAACUUUCCAUCAGAUGGACCAAUUUGGUACCCCGAGAUCAAGCAUUUCUUUCAACUCCUUACUCUCUGCUUGCAAUCAGUCAAGGCAAUUCGAUAAAGUCCCCCAAUUGUUCGAUGAAAUUCCCAAGAAAUAUAGUGGUGUCUCACCGGACAAAGUUUCCUAUGGGAUUCUAAUCAAAUCUUAUUGCGAGGCCGGUCAUGCCGAGAAAGGGAUUGAGGUUUUAAGAGAAAUGGAAAGGAAAAGCGUGGAGGUAAAUGCAGUUACUCUUACAACUAUUUUAAAUGCUUUGUAUAAGAAGGGAAAAGAAGAAGAGGCCGAGAAGCUGUGGAGUGAGAUGAUGAAGAAUGGUUGUGAAUUAGAUGUUGCUUCUUACAAUGUUAGGAUUAUGAAUUUUCAAGGCGGCGAGCCGGAGAAAGUGAGGGAAUUGAUUGACGAGAUGAGUACCAUGGGACUGAAACCUGAUACCAUUAGUUAUAAUUAUCUGAUGACUUGUUAUUGUAAGAAUGGGAUGUUGGAUGAAGCUAAGAAGGUUUACGAAGGAUUGGAAGGUAAUGGGUGUAAUCCCAAUGCAGCAACUUUUAGGACUUUGGUGUUCUAUUUAUGUUUGAAUGGCUUGUAUGAGCAAGGUUAUAAGGUGUUUAAAGAAAGUGUGAGAUUGCAUAAGAUCCCAGAUUUUAAUACGUUGAAGCAUUUGGUGGAGGGGUUGGUGAAGAACAAGAAGAUCAAGGAGGCAAAGGGGUUGAUCAGGACGGUAAAGAAGAAGUUUCCUCCUAACUUUUUGAAUGCAUGGAAGAAGCUUGAGGUGGAACUUGGUUUGGUUUCUAGUAAUCCUGGUAGUGGUGAAGCUUAAGAGGCUAAAGAGUCCACAGGUUAGAAAGUGAGAUUUAACUGUCUUUUGCUGGUGGUUGAGUUAGCUGCUUUCACUUCAUCUGCAGCUGAGACUGUUUUUUGGCUUGUGAUGAAUUAUGCAAUUAGCUAUGUUAGUUUCAUGUGAAGCUGCCACUGAAGCUUGAAUGAUGAUAUUUUUUAGUUUCAUAUAGUUUUUCAAAUAUCUAUCCUGCUUUAAUUGCAAGGAUUGAUGUUACAUUUUGCUAUUUGUUUGUUUUAUUGGUCUACUUGUUUUGGAAGGAAAGAACAUUCUAAUAAUCUACAAUUCUCUUCUUCAGUGAACCCUUGUGUUCAAUUAUUUUAUCCAUAACAUUCAACGUUUUUCUACCCUCAUUUUCAAACUGUUGCUUGCUAUUUUCAAUCUGGUUGUACUAAGCUCUUACUGCUGAAGGACCUCAGCAUCCUCUUCAACACUAACUGAAAAUUUCUGCUCUGAAACCAAUUAAAGGCUGAUUUUACAUGUUCCCUGAAGCACUGAUCAGAAUU